This is a messenger RNA of Trematomus bernacchii (emerald rockcod), 749 nucleotides long. It is a transcript of the gene thrsp, whose product is annotated as thyroid hormone responsive. The record is from RefSeq and is a predicted model, not a curated record. Bases 81 to 497 code for a protein of 138 amino acids. The transcript has a single exon. NCBI's taxonomy places the organism in Eukaryota, Metazoa, Chordata, Actinopteri, Perciformes, Nototheniidae. Gene Ontology annotation, biological process: regulation of lipid biosynthetic process. Gene Ontology annotation, cellular component: cytosol.
CUCAUGUCUUUGCACUGCACACGGCGUUCUACUGUCGACCACCACAGCACAGAAACAGCCAACCACAUCCAACUGGAACCAUGCAGUCUGCCGAAGCCAAAUUCAACAAAAACAGCCUCCUCUUGACUCUGAGACGGUACAGCUCAGCCGUCUGUGACAUGGAGCAGACCAUUCUCCUGCCCAGCCUGCUGCGAGACGUCCCCUCCGAUGACCUCUGGGACUGUGAGGCAGCAGAGGAGUCCUGCACAGACCUGUAUAGCAACUACCUGAUGCUCAAGGCCAUAAGAAACACAGCGGAGAGCAACCUGGUUCGCCUGGAUGACCACAAGGCCAAGAACACAGCGCUCAACAAGACCCUGGAGACUCUGUUGGACACAGAUCCAGAGGCUCUCUUUGGCUUCCACCUCAGAGGACUAUUUUCUGUGAUGAGUGACCUCACCAAGAAGACUCAGAGUCUCACUGACAAAUAUAUGGACAUCAUUGGAGUGGCAAAUUAGAAAAACAUGUAAGACUUGUGGACAUUAAGCUAAAUAUCUGGCGAUUUUCAAAUGUGCUGUACAUGUAACAGCCAAGAAGUAACAGUCACAUGAUUGUCACAAACUGUUUACAUUCAGUGACCCAAUUCCUGGAACAACCGUGCUUUGUCAAUGUUAACCAAAUCUAUCUAUUCAUUUGCUAACUGUAAUAGCCCAUUGGAAAUGAUGGUUGAAGAUUUAAAGGUUGACUGAUUAAAAGACCAUGAAACAACA